Messenger RNA from Prorocentrum cordatum, 616 nucleotides. The record is from the annotation of a GenBank genome assembly. NCBI's taxonomy places the organism in Eukaryota, Dinophyceae, Prorocentrales, Prorocentraceae.
GGGGCGCCGCCGCGGCCCUGGGGCGCCGGGCCGGGCCGCUUCGGCGUGGGGGCGGCGGCCGUUCGAGGAGGCCUCUCCCCGCGGCGGGGCCCGGCGAGGCCGCGGAGCGCCGCCGGCGACGGGCCGGAGCAGACCGCCCCCGCGCCGGUGCUGCUCGCGAACGAGACGUACCAGGAAUUCCUCGGCUCCGCCGAGAUGCAGUUCUGGGACGACGGCCUGAUCGUGGCCGAGGUCUCGGGCUUCGGCACCGCGCCGCUGCUCGACGCGCUGGGGGCCGGCGUGGCCGAGGCCAUGGUGCGGGUCCCGGAGGUCGAGUGCCGCGGACUGGCCGACAUGAGGCACGGAGUCGGCAGUACCCCAGGCUGUGUGGCAUCGAUGGUGUCGUUCCUGAAGGAACACGGGGCGCGCAUCUCCCGCGCAGCCAUCGUGGCGCCCUGGCCGCUUGCUGGCCUGGCCAGGCUGGCGGUCAGGAUGGCGGACCAGCAGGGCGUGCAGUUCUUCGGCGACCGCGAGAGCGCGCAGCAGUGGCUGUCGCAGUUCGGGCGCCCGCCGUGAUCCAGGGUGAUGGUGGGCCGCGCCCGAGGAGGGCGGCGUUCGAGGGUCGGAGGCUCGUGGG